CUUUCAUUUUUCAGUCUUUCUCAUUUAACAAAACCAAAAGAUUUAAGUUGAACCAUGGAAUCUCACAACACCUUGAACCUAGACAUGGAGGAAAAUCAAGAAAAGGCUUUUGACUACUCCAAACGAGCUCAAUGGCUACGAGCCGCCGUGCUCGGUGCGAACGACGGUCUAGUCUCCACGGCUUCACUUAUGAUGGGAGUUGGUGCGGUGAAGCAAGACGUCAAGAUCAUGAUCUUAACUGGUUUUGCCGGUUUAGUGGCCGGAGCUUGUAGCAUGGCGAUCGGAGAGUUUGUCUCCGUUUACUCUCAGUAUGACAUAGAGGUGGCUCAGAUGAAGAGAGAGACCGGAGGAGAGGUAGAGAAAGAGAAGCUCCCGAGCCCGACCCAAGCGGCUGCAGCAUCUGCGUUAGCGUUUUCUCUCGGGGCGAUGGUGCCGUUAUUGGCGGCUGCGUUUGUGAAAGAGUAUAAAGUGAGGAUUGGAGUGAUUGUGGCAGCGGUUACGUUGGCGUUAGUGAUGUUUGGAUGGUUAGGGGCGGUUUUGGGGAAAGCACCGGUGGUUAAGUCGUCGCUUAGGGUUUUGGUUGGAGGAUGGUUAGCUAUGGCCAUUACGUUUGGUUUUACAAAACUCAUUGGGUCACAUGGUCAUAUGUAUGUGUGAGUUUACUGACAUGUGUGACCAAACUCACUCUUCUUCAUGUUUCAAUGUUUCAUGCUUCAAGUCUAUAAACUGAAGAAAAAAAGUGUCUAAAU
Molecule: messenger RNA, 749 nt
Organism: Arabidopsis arenosa
Lineage: Eukaryota; Viridiplantae; Streptophyta; Magnoliopsida; Brassicales; Brassicaceae
Source: the annotation of a GenBank genome assembly